AUGCGCCGCCAGAUCGAGAUGCGGACGGCGGCGCCUCCUCAGCUGCGGGUCCGCUCGAUCAAGACCCUGGGCACCGCCGACGCGGACGUGCUGCGCCUGGAGCAGCAGAGCAUCUUCAACGUCUCGAACCUCCUCCCGAAGGCGAAGGUCGCGCGGGAGCUGCGCGAGGCGGCGGGCAUCUCAGACAGCGUCGAGGUGCGGCAGGACCGCGAAGCCCCCCCCUUCGACACGCGACUCGUGGGCAAGUGGCUCGAGGUGUGCUGGCCAUACAAGGAGGAGGGUAGGGUGAAGCGCGUCGCGGACGGCCUCACCGACAAGAGGAGCCCGCGCGCACGCAAGAUCCUCCCGGCCGGCAUGCUGCUCUGGGCGUGGGACGCCGACCCCGAGUACGACGAGCCGGCGGGGGAGAGAUGGAUCGCCUUUCUUCCCGAGAAGUGGAACAAACCCGUCUCGUAUGGGUGGCGGCUCGAUCCCCGCGAGCUGGGCGCCACCGGCCCGCCCCGCACGCCGCUCAUUGAAGAGGAGGAGGAGGAGGAGGCGCCGCGCGCGCGCCGGUGA
Molecule: messenger RNA, 558 nt
Organism: Emiliania huxleyi CCMP1516
Lineage: Eukaryota; Haptophyta; Isochrysidales; Noelaerhabdaceae
Exons: 2
Coding region: 1-558 (185 amino acids)
Source: RefSeq, a predicted model, not a curated record